AUUGAUUGGAACCAGUACGAGUACUCGUACGAGUACCACGCGUUUGUGCAUUGCGAGUGAAUUGAGUUUGAGCACCAAAGCAGUAAAAUUCCUCCAACCCAAGAACGAGAGCUACCGUAUUGGAAACCGUAACAGAAACAGAGCCGAUUCAAGUACAAUACGCAUCAAGAUGUCCAACAGUAGAAUUGCUCUGUUUGGAAUUUCCCUGGUGUUGCUGUCCACAGUGUUGGCCACGGGCAUCGAGGCGCUGUCUUUUUCCGACCUCCCGGUGCGAGAAUCGACGAAGAAUCACCUCCACAGCCGACGACACUUUGUGGGAAUGGCAUCCGCGUUUGUGGCUGCCGCUCCCUUGGUGUCGGUCCCGGCUGUGUCGUACGCAGUUCAAGAGGGAAACGCGAAGGAGCGAUUCGUAGCGGCUCGAAAAGAAUUGCGCAGCCUGAUCGAUGAUUAUGCGGAAAUCUCGAAGGGGGGGGGCGAUGCCGUCCGAGCUCGCCUCGGAACCCAGGGAAUCAGCAGCGAUUUGUUUGGUAUUCAAAAAGUUCUCAAGACAUUGAGCGAGGAAGCCGACGAUCUUGUAGAGUACACGGAGAUGAUGGAGGAGUUCRACGCUUAUUACUUCCAAGCAGAAGGUGCCGCGUAUCAAUCAAUGUUCGUCGAGCACUCCUCCGCCAAGGGAACACCCGAAUCGUUUUUGAAAACCGCGAAGACGGAUAUUUUGCAAAUGGAGAAAUACAUGGACCAACUGGCAGUCCAGCUGAAGCUAUGAGAAGGCAAGAACAGCCCCAUGCUGACGACAGCAGAUUCCAUUCCAGUUAUGAUCAACCAUGAUCCAACGCAUUGUUUAUCGUUCCAUGAAUCAAAUCGAUUUGGUUCAGGCAUCGCGAUAUCUUCUUCCACAUUUUUUUCGUCAAGCCUGUUACUCCUUUCAAAGUCGUGGUUAUGUGAGGGAUGAUCCACACCCCUCUUCAGUGACGUGCUGCAUCUCUCCCGCAGAAUGGUGCCGAGUUUAUUGUUUCGUAGAACCAGCGGUGACUAUCUUUCCCUUUGGCAGUCAUGGCGUUGGAGUCGCAGACUUUCCUUGCAAUAGAAUAUAGUAAAAUGC
This is a messenger RNA of Pseudo-nitzschia multistriata, 1102 nucleotides long. NCBI's taxonomy places the organism in Eukaryota, Bacillariophyta, Bacillariophyceae, Bacillariales, Bacillariaceae. The record is from the annotation of a GenBank genome assembly.